GUUCUUUCCAUCAUUGCUUCAGCACUAGAACUUUAUUCCACUUCUUGAACAAGAAUCUUCCGCCUGCGGAACUAUCUUCAUCAUGGCUUCAAUCAAUUUUGGUGUUCUCAUGAUACCCUAUCAAACAGUUGACGCUGCUAUGCCUCUGGAUGUUUUGAGCUCAUGUUCCAAAUCAAUGAUGGAAGCUUGCCAAUCUCCCGAGGCCCCGGAAAUUGAUCGCUUGCUACCUCACGCAAUUGAUAUCAAUUUCUUUCAUAUCAAUGAGACAUUGGAACCAGUUGAGCUCACUGCUGGAUUUAAAGUGGUACCAACAACCACCAUCAAGGAUUGCCCACCACUUGAUUACCUCCUCAUUGGCGGUCCGAUACCAACCUACCAGCUCCCGGAAUCUUUCAAAAGCUUUAUCCGUGCCCAUGUUGAAGCAGGGAAGGGUCUUUUCACUACAUGUACUGGUGCCGUAACCGUUGCUCAGACAGGAAUAUUAGAUGGAAAGAAAGCAACGGUGAAUCAUACUGUCAUCGAGCACGCUAAGAAGUAUUUUCCAAAUGUAAACUGGACAAUUGAUGCUCAAUGGAUCAUUGAUGGUAAUAUUUGGACGGCUGGCGGUGCUUGUGCUGGGAUGGAUAUGAUGGCUAGUUGGGUAAUGAGUAGGGUUGGGAUGGAUCUGGCGAAGUUUGCAUUUGAGGUUUUGGAUUAUGAACCUAGGGAUGUGAGAGGCGAUCGAGUUCUUCCUCAGCAACACCACCACAUCGUGGAAGCUUAAAGGACUCCAGAGGGAUGAAGGGCCAUGGGCAGAGACAAAAACUCUUUAUGAGGAAGCUUACCAUUGCAUUUACGGAAAUUAUCGACCACUUGAUACAAGAUAAACAAUUGAAUUCCAAAGUUUUCGCAGUCAUAAA
This is a messenger RNA of Botrytis porri, 899 nucleotides long. RefSeq lists its product as uncharacterized. Lineage: Eukaryota; Fungi; Ascomycota; Leotiomycetes; Helotiales; Sclerotiniaceae. The transcript has 3 exons. The record is from RefSeq and is a predicted model, not a curated record. Bases 83 to 763 code for a protein of 226 amino acids.